Molecule: messenger RNA, 1059 nt
Organism: Pyricularia oryzae 70-15
Lineage: Eukaryota; Fungi; Ascomycota; Sordariomycetes; Magnaporthales; Pyriculariaceae
Exons: 3
Coding region: 141-878 (245 amino acids)
Source: RefSeq, a predicted model, not a curated record
GGGCUGCGAGAAAGGGGUUUCGGUCAUAGGAUUGGUUCUUUGGAUGCUGGAGGACUGGAGGACUGGAGGACUGGAGACUGGAGUCAAUACUAGGGGGGGAAAAGGAAUUUACCAACGACAGUCGUUGCGACACAGACUCCAUGGCUGCGGCAUACAAAAGCUCGACGAGGCGCCGUCGGAUUCGAGACGUCGGGAUGAAGCAGGCAGCCAGCAAGGUCCAUUGGAGCCAACGCAACGCCCUCUAUCGACAAGUAUACAAAAGCCUGCCCUCGUUCACGGCCUCGACAUCAUAUCAGCUCGUCGUUUCCGACACCGACAGCAAGACCUGGCCAGCCCUUGAGUCAACAGCACUACAGCCUCCGCCUCGGGUCAAGAUGCCUCCCAGCGUGAACUAUGUUCGACCGACCCGUCCGGAAGACUGGGAGCCGUACCGCGGCAUCAUCGAGGAGCUUUACAAGACGCAGAAGCUCAAGGACGUCAUGGACACGAUGGAGAGGGUCUACUUUUUCAAGGCAACCACGCGCCAGUACAAGACCAAGAUCAAGGAGUGGGGCCUCGACGACAAGUACAUCAAGACCAACGAGUACAUUGGCAUCCUCAAGGAGAAGCGGAGGCUGGAGCGCGACGACCCGGGCCGCAGCUACGAGUUUUAUCUCCGCGGCAAGCACGUCGAGGCCUCUUCCAUCCUCCGCUUCGAGAGCCGGGCCACCAAGAGGGGCUUGAUACAAGCCGGCGAGAGUCUAGCUGAUAGGGAGUCUCUAGGAAGUGAGCUGCAGUACUUUCCUUCCGACGAGGCUUACGCAGAAGAGGGCGAAUACGACGACUACUACGGUUAUGACGCUGGCCAGUCACAAUACUCGUCAUAUGGGUAUUCCUGAUGACGUUGGCUAGAAGGGUUGCUGACUUUUUUUUGUUCCUUAUUUCUUGGCCCUUUUGAUAUUAGACCGGUCACCUAGCUGAGGAUGGGUUUGAAAUGUUCCAACUUCUGAGGUGGAUCAGGAGUCUGUGUUAUUAUCUCUGUAUUUUCAUCUUUACAGCCUUGCCCGUACACACUGGGAG